Fonticula alba is the source of this 4673-nucleotide messenger RNA. RefSeq lists its product as hypothetical. Gene Ontology annotation, molecular function: protein binding. Bases 1 to 4605 code for a protein of 1534 amino acids. The transcript is spliced from 10 exons. The record is from RefSeq and is a predicted model, not a curated record. Lineage: Eukaryota; Rotosphaerida; Fonticulaceae.
AUGAGUGCCCCAUCGGGCUCGCUGCCCGUCGGCGACGAUGAGCCUCCCCCCUCCGUGGGUGACAGUCGGAUCCCGGUGCGAUCAAGCGACUUCAGCCCCCUCGCCCCGGCUUGGCCGCUGAAGGACCUGGUGUCCCUGGCGGUGGGCCUCGGCCCGGACCUGCCGACCGGCCUCCCGCUGCCGACACGCGUCGACCCCCUGGCCCCGGCGUCCCCGGCAUCGCCGACGGCCCCGGAGCCCUCCACCGACCGAUUGGCCUCAUUGGCCGAGCCGCUUCCCACCAUGGCGCCCGGCCCUGCGGUCGGCGCCGCGGCAUCAUCGGCCACCGUCAGUGCUGUUGGCUCGGCAGCCCCCCUGACCCCGCGUCGGCCCACUCACGCCGAGGCCUCCCGGCGGGCGCCGACCCCCGCUCGCCCCGGGGCAGCCAUCACCAGCGCCGGGGCCGGGGCCGGGGCCGGGGCCGGGGUCCCUGCCAGCCCUGCCUCCUCCCUGCGGGCCUCACGAAGGCCCCCCUCGGAGCUGAGCCGCCUGUCGCUGGCGGCCCGGGGGCAGCGAGAUCCCGCCAGCAUGAAUCCCGCAGCGCAAGUGGGCCGCGGCCCGGCCGGCGACUCGGCGUGGCCCUUCGGCCCGAAGUACCUGGGGGUGGUCCCGCGCAAGACGGCCCGCCCGGGCCGCUGCGCGCUGAGCUUCCGCAUGCCGAGCGCCGCCGGGGGCGAUGCUCAAGCCGUCUGGACGGCGUCUCGCUGUGGCCGAUCCAUCGAGAUCCUCAGUGCCAAGGAUGGCACUCUCGAGCGGCGGCUGAUCGACCCGGCCGGCGAGCGCCUCGAUGUCGCCUGCUUCCUGUGGGUGCCGGCCGAUCGCUCGGUCAAUGCGACGGACAUCAUGGAGCCGGCCGAUGAGUUCGGCUCGUCCGUCGCCUCGCUGGUGCCCCAGGCCGAGGUGGAUGGGGGCCCCGGGACGCCGCGACGGGGGCCGAGCCGCCCGUCGGCCGGCCGGUAUCCCCCGAUUGCCGGCUUCGUGUGGACCGGGAGUUUGGACGGCCGUAUUCGCGUGUGGCACCCAUCCACCUAUGUCUGUCUGGCCACCUUCAAGGCUCACGCCGGGGCCGUUCUGCAAAUGGCCUACUCGGAGGACCUGCGCCCCGGUGGACCGGGCUGCAUCUGGACCGUGUCGGUGGACUUCACCACGCGCGCCUGGUGCCCGAACACCGUGCUCGGCCUCGGUCCGGAGGAUCCUGACGACGGGCCUGGAGCUGAUGGCGACCAUGGCGGGGACCCCUUGCUGCUGUUGUUGGCAUCCUCGCCGCCGACUGCGCUCGAUGGCCCGGACUCCGGGCCCCCUUCCACGCCCUCGCGCUCCGCCUCCGGCGCCUCGUCCGCCUCUUCCUCGGGGCUCUCCUCCCCCGUGAUGGGUGGAGCCCGACGGACGGCCCCGGCCACCCGGCCGCCGCCCCGGCCCCUGCGCGCCCUGGCCGGCCACCGGAGCUGGGUUCGCUGCGUGGCGGUGGCUCAAUCCAAUGGGUCUUGCUGGAGUGGCAGCGAUGACGGAACCAUCCGCGUGUGGCUGCCCUCCUUGUCCUCCGUCACGCCGGUGGCCCUGGUGAAGGGGUCAUCAGCCGACCCGGCCCCCUCCCUCGGAUCGGAUGCCUCCUUCAUGCUGGAGCCAACGCACUCGCGAUCGCUGACCGUGUCCAUCCCGCUACGCUGUGCGGUUCACUCGCUGUGCUACGUGCCGGCGGUCAAGCCCUCGGAUCUUGACACUGGGCCCGGGGCCGAGGCUGACACACAGCCCGCCGGCCCUGCGGCUUCCACACUCGGAACCAUCUGGGCCGGUCUGUCCUCCGGAUCCAUCGUCAUCCUCGAUGUCAAGACGCUGUCUGUUUUGGCGGUUCUGCGCGGCCAUGUGGGCCGCGUGGGCGGCCUCCACCACCGGCCCGGCUCGGACUCGGUGUACUCCAUCGGCCCGCAGGACCGGACCAUCCGGGUGUGGUCGGCGCACCGGACCCCGGGGGAUUUCGCCCCGGCCGGCAGUCUCCAAGCCCCGGGCCUGAUGCGGGAUCACCUGGUGGAUUUGCCACCCGGGGCCCGGUGGCGGGCGCUCGGGGUGUGCUUCGUGGGCUCGCAGCUGCUGUGGGUCCUGGGGUCGGACAACUCGGCCCGCAAGAUCCGCCUGUCGGACCGGACGUGGCCCACUUUCGACAUGGACCGCUUCGCCGGGUGGUCCGAGUUGACUGCGGUCCGGUCGCUCGGCUCGCUGCUGUGCGACCCGGAAGACGACAUGGAAGACUACUUCCAGGUGGUUCUGCAGGAUAAUCUCGACGACCUGGAAGAUACUUUGCCCGUCGGGGUCGGGGCCGACCUCCUGGUCACGGAGUCCCUCCUGGAGCAUGCCCUCUCGUCCACCGGCUCAUCCUCCUCGGCCUCAUCGCCCCCCUUGUCGGAUGAGAGCGAACCCGGCCGGGGGCAUGACUUCGAUGCAUUUGACUUCCUGGAAGCCGACGGCCCGGCCGAGCUGCUGGACAUCGGCGAGGAGGUCCCCCUGACGGAAUGCCCCUACUGCGAGGACAUCCGUGCCUCCAUGGACCGGCUGCUGAUGCAGUAUGGCGCGCUGGCGGCCACGGCCGGUCGCGACGCCCUCGAGUCGGAGCGCCUGAGGGAGCUCCACGCGCGCAUCCAGUCCGAGCAGGCCACCCUGCGCGAGCACUUCCUCCUGCAGGCGGCCGCCCUGAGCCAGGCACAGCAGGACCUUGGCGAGGCCAUCGUCCUGGCCGAGGAGGCGGCUCAGGCCGCCGAGGCGGCCACCCUGGAGGCUGAGGCUGCCAACUUGGAGAUCAAGCGUCUUGCCGGUGAGCUGGGCGCCCGGGACGCGGCCCUUGGCAUGGCCCUGGCCCAGAUGGCACGGACACGCUGCGCUCUGCUUGCUGCUCAGGCUCCGCUGCUGGAGAAGUUGCCUCUGGGCCCGGGCCCCCUCCUGCUUGAGGAGGACCUGCCCACUGCUGUGGAGACCCCUCCACCGGCCGGCACCUCGGAGCCGGUCUCUUUGCUCACCAAGACGCUGGCGGCUGCGGCGGCGGCGGCGGCGGCGGCGGUUCCGGCAGGCAGCCCCACUCCGCCGGAUGAGCCCGCCCCAGAGGCAGACAGCACCCCUUGCCCAUCGCCCGAGCCUGAGCCUGAGCCCGAGUCCGAACCCCUGCCCGAGCCUGUCCGGAUCUCGGAAUUGGAGGACCCCCUUUCGCGGGAGGAGCGGCCCAUGAAUACCGGAGAGGAUGCCGCUGAUGGGCAUCUCGAUCCGGACAGCCACUCCGAUCUUUCCGAGGUGUCUUCCAUUUGUUCCGUGACCAGCCACCUAAGUACAUACUCCACCUUCCCCGACGACACCGAUCGUUCGUGGGACAUGCUGCGCCUGUCGUCAGCCACCCCGGCGGCGGACCAGGUCAGCGGGGCGGCCAUGCUGCCGCAAAGCCUGCAUGCCCAGAGCGACGGGGAUGCCGUUGCUGCUGCGCUGCGCUCGCCAAUCUUCGUGGACUCCGGCAUCGAGACCUCCUCACAGGACACCCUGCUCAAUGAGGAACUUCGGCGCCUGCUCGAGCCACUUUCGGCCCUUUGGCCUGCGUUGGCCGGCAAGCUUUCCGCGCUGGACUUCGGCCGGCUGCUUGGGGGCUUCGCCCGGGCGUACCGGCAGCAGCACGAGGCCCAUGUGUCCCGACUGCUGUCGCUGGUCGUUGUCCUGGAACGGAGCAUCCCCCCGCAGGAGGUGGCGCGAAAGCUCCUCGGCGUGUCGAAUCUCAAUCUGCUGACCAUGCUGUCCCACCCGCAGGCACGGGCACGUAGCAUCCUCCGAAAGCAAACGCGCCACACGCGCCUUUGGCGCCGACGCCUGGUGGUCCUGGUUGGCCGGUGCCUGUUAUACUUCAAUUCGGACUGCGCGGCCGACUCGCCGCCGCGCGGGCUGCUCAUCCUGGGCCCGGGGUUCUUGGUGGAACGCCAGCAGCCAGGUGGCCGGCCGGAGCGCUUCACCAUUCGCUGCCCGAACUUCACGCCCCAGGGGCUGAUCAUGGACUCGAGUGCCGGGGCGGCGCCUCCCCCGGCCGAGCCGGCCGCCAAGGUUGCCGGGGCCACGGACAUCCCGGCUCCGCGGUCCUGGUCGCGUCUCUUCUCCAGCAAUGCCCCGUCCAGCAGCCCCGGGCUCGGUGGGUCCUUCGGUGCGGGAUCGCCCGCGGCUGGGACUCCGCCGCCCACUUCGCCCUCGCUGCUGGCCACCCUGUCGGCGGCCGGCCGGCCGACGGCCAGCUCGGACUGGGCGGCCGAUGCCCAGUUUGGGUAUCUCUUCUCGGCCGAGUCGGAACUUGAACGGGAGCGCUGGUGCCGGGCCAUUGAGAUGGCCAUGGCCAGCUUCCAGCCGGCUGAGACUUUGGAACAGCUGGGCUUGGACGAUUCGCUGGGCCUAGCCCAUGCGCCUCGGGCACUGAUGGAGACCUUCGCCGCGUCCUUCGGGCCGGGGACGAGUCCGCCACCUGAGCUGGAUGAAACGGAUCCCGACGUCCAGCGGGUGUUGCGCCUGAUGAGUGAGGCAGGCCUCGCGCCUCCAUCCGAGGCCCUGCCCUGAGGGGCCAUCUCCGCCGGCGCGCCUAUCGCCGCACGCGUGUCCGGAAUAGACGUUGUUGAACAAUCCCA